GAAACACCGGAGGCUGAGACGCUAAGAGAAGAUUGCGGUGUGUGUGUGCAGAGAGAGUGAAAAUGUGUGUAUCUGAGCAUCCGCCGGUCCCAACACUGAACACCGUGAGGCCACUGCUUUCCGGAGUGUGUGAAUAUGUGUGAGAGAACGUGGGGGACCUUAAGAGAAGAAACAUCUUGAAGAAGAGGAAGAAAAAACACUACAACAAGCUAUUCUUUCUUUAUUUCUUUCUUGUUUUAAAUAAGGAACAUAAAGAAGACAAAGUGCUCAGCAUCCUGCGGCAUUUGGUGAAGUUUUCUGUCCGCACUGCCUCCUGGUGCAGAGUCCGCCUCAGCCCGGGGUGAGCUCCGUCCAACCCUGAUCACUACUGUGUCUUAUACAGAACGCUGAGUGCCUAGCUGGAGAUCAUGAAGUGGAAUCUCUUCAGGAAGAAACCAGAAGCCAUGGUGGGUCCUGAGCCCACGGGUUUGGGGGGAACCCACCCACCCAGCACCAUGACGAUGGCCCCUGUUCUCUCCACUGCAGCAGACAACUCCACAGAGCCAGGAGGCUCGUCCAUCUUUGAGAAGAUCAAGAACAAAUUCCUUAAUGAGAUUAACGAUACAAUCCCAUUGCCUCCCUGGGCACUGAUCGCGAUCGCCGUAGUGGCGGCUCUUCUCAUCGUCACUUGCUGCUUUUGCAUCAUCAAGAAAUGCUGCUGCAAGAAAAAGAAGAACAAGAAAGGAAAGAAGGGCAAGGAUGGCUUCAACAUGAAGAAUAUGCAGGGUGGAGAUAAACACCAGGACGACGAUGAUGAAGAUGGAGAAACAGGUUUGACUGAGGAAGAGAAAGAAGAAGAGGAAAAGGAACAGGAGAAACUGGGCAAGCUACAGUAUUCUUUGGAUUACGACUUUCAGGACAACAAGCUGACAGUGGGGAUCUUGCAGUGCGCUGACCUGAUUUCCAUGGACUCUGGAGGAACUUCAGACCCUUACGUUAAAGUCUUUCUCCUCCCUGACAAAAAGAAAAAGUUUGACACCAAGGUGCACAAAAAGACACUGAAUCCUGUCUUCAACGAGACUUUUGUUUUCAAGGUCCCCUACCAGGAGCUGGGAGGAAAGACGCUGGUUAUGUCUGUUUAUGACUACGAUCGCUUCUCCAAGCACGACAUCAUCGGUGAAGUCAAACUGCCCAUGAACACAGUGGACUUGGGACAGCCCAUUGAGGAAUGGAGAGACCUGGAAAGUGCUGAGAAGGAAGAGCCGGAGAAGCUUGGUGAUAUCUGCAUUUCACUGCGGUAUGUCCCCACUGCUGGUAAACUGACUGUCUGCAUUCUGGAGGCCAAAAACCUGAAGAAAAUGGAUGUGGGUGGACUGUCUGAUCCGUAUGUGAAGAUCCAACUGCUACAGAAUGGCAAGCGUCUAAAGAAGAAGAAGACCACAGUGAAGAAGAAUACACUGAACCCAUACUACAACGAGUCCUUCAGCUUUGAGAUCCCACUGGAGCAGAUGCAGAAAAUCCUUGUGGUGGUCACCGUCUUCGACUACGACAAGAUUGGUAAGAAUGACGCCAUCGGAAAGAUCUUUAUUGGCAGCAAGGCCUCGGGCACAGAGCUGAAGCACUGGUCCGACAUGCUGGCCAACCCACGCCGCCCUAUCGCUCAAUGGCACACCCUGAAAGAGGAAGAGGACAUAGACGCCACGCUGGCUGCUCUCCAUGCCAAGAAGUAACUCCAUCUCUCUACAAAUUCAACUAAUCGACUAACCUCCCUCCUCAACCCAUCCAACCCAGCCACCACUGCAUGAAAGCCAACCAACCACCGCCCACGCCUACUCCAAAUAAUGUUCAGAUUCAUGUACUUGAAAGAGUCAACAUUGCUGAAUGUGAAAACUCCAUGUGUCCCCAAAAACACCGUAGUUCAUCCUGUAGUGUACACUGAGUGGAAGCGUGGUUGAAGAAGACACGUUUUGUCGUCCCAAAGCAUUUUUCAAAUUGUCAUCCCAUGCUCCUGCAACAGAAGGAUAUUUGCACAUGGAGUCGUAUAGCUUUCCUAACACAAACCUGUCAUCUUCAUCCUCGAUGGUCAGUUACCAUCAACAUACCAAAUUGAUUCAAUGAAAUAAUAUCAUUGCGUGUAUAUAAGAGAAAGAAAGUACUAAAAAAAUUGGACUACCUGAUAAAAUAUAUUUAAAUAGCACAGGAAUAUUAUAUGAACAAUUCAAUUCAAUUAUAUUAAAUUAUAUGGUAUAUUUUUCACACCCUAUGUAACAACAUUUACAGGUUUCAGGAAAUGAUGGCUAUCCAACAUGGUCGCAUUUAUCGACACAGCUCGAAAGUUGAAAAGCUUUCUACUGGUUCUGUGCACUGGGAUUUGAAGCAAAAUAUAACUAAUUCACAAUUUACACAAUCUAGCGAUACACCUGGUACAAGUUAUCAGCACCAACACGUCGCUCAUGAAUAGUAAGGCAAGUCUACGUGAAAUACUUUACAAAUGAAAUUGUUUACAAACUGUACGUAAAUCUUUAAGGCUGCUCGAUAUGAGUUGAGCUUUUAGAAAUGUCAGUCUAAAGGUUAAAUGCACUUUCGAGACGAAAGAAGAAUCAGGGCUACAGUUUUUUGGAGCGGUUUACAGCGCUUUGUUAAAAAGGCAAAAUUAGUCAUAGUAGAAGACACUAUCUGUAAACCCUUCAAUCUGAUCUCAAUGCUACAGAUGUUUAUUUGUCAGAGGUUUCUGGAAGGGUUUAAAAAGAUUAUCCUGGUGGGAUUGCCUUAUGAAAUACGGACUGAAUUCGUUAAUCUAAACCUACCAUUUGUACCACACUUCAACUGACCAUGACCGAGAAUACUUUGUGAGAACAAAUCGAUCACCAUUGAUUAAUUCGUAAGGCUAUUAAUUCACAGAAGCUUCCGAGCCAUUUUCCAUUCUCUCGAUUCGUGUACAUGUAUAAUAUACAGUUCAAGCCUCUGGUUAGUUCACUGCCUUUGUUUGUUUGAAGGAACUUUGCCUACAACCACAAACAAACCCAUUAAACACGAUUCAAUCAGAAGACAUUUGAAAUGCCAAAGUAAUAAUGCAGGUUUCAUGGGAAGCAAUGCAGUUCACUGGAGAUGCGACAAACGUUGUCUCAUCUCCAUUCUUUUAUGUUAGAAGGGACAAAAACGAGGCGAUAGGCCAAACUUAGUUGAGUCCAUCGAAGGGCACCUUCGCUCUUUCCCUCAGCUUUCCUCUAAUCGUGCUGUACAUAUGCAUUGAUAAACUUUGUUUAAUACAGCAUGUGUCUAUACCUUGAUGUACAUAGAAGCAUGUUUUGAAGAUAGAGCCUAUAUUGUGUAUGUGUGGCAUUUGUCAUUUUGAUAAUAAAACGUAGAGGAAAAAUACAAUGACUGCACAUUUUAUUAAAUUCCCCAGAGCGGGUGUUAGGAAUUAACGUAAAUCUUUAGCUGAAGAUUUAAAGCCUAUCAGGUUACUUUCUUUUCCUUUCGAUCUGAGGAGUGCUACUCUGAGCUGUGUGUAAAUUGUUUUCUUCAAAUGUACCAUAUUAUUAUUAUUAUUGUGCUUACGUUUGUGACUUCUUUGUUUC
Messenger RNA from Neoarius graeffei (lesser salmon catfish), 3560 nucleotides. Its product is annotated as synaptotagmin-2-like. Bases 408 to 1709 code for a protein of 433 amino acids. Lineage: Eukaryota; Metazoa; Chordata; Actinopteri; Siluriformes; Ariidae. The transcript is spliced from 9 exons. The record is from RefSeq and is a predicted model, not a curated record. Gene Ontology annotation, biological process: cellular response to calcium ion; synaptic vesicle endocytosis; calcium ion-regulated exocytosis of neurotransmitter. Gene Ontology annotation, cellular component: axon; dense core granule; synaptic vesicle membrane. Gene Ontology annotation, molecular function: phosphatidylserine binding; clathrin binding; calcium ion binding.